Messenger RNA from Funneliformis geosporum, 267 nucleotides. NCBI's taxonomy places the organism in Eukaryota, Fungi, Glomeromycota, Glomeromycetes, Glomerales, Glomeraceae. The record is from the annotation of a GenBank genome assembly.
AUGACGCAAGUUAAUCUUUCUAUCAUUCCUGUUGUUGGCGAGACUUACGAAACUUGCGAAAUUGACGAAAUUGACAAAACUGACAAAACCGAUGAAGCUGGUGAAAUUAAACGAAACCGAGACCAGCAACCAAUGCGUUAUUUAUUGGAUCAAAAAUGUGACUCAUCUGCAACAGGUAUGGAAAAGAUUGAUACAAGUCUUAAAGCGCCUUUCCACGAGAGAAAAUAUUUGGAACAAGGAAAAGAUGUAGAUCGAGUUAACGUUUAG